AAGAGACAAUUCAUGAAAGUUCGUUGCGAAGUAAGAAGUGGGUGGUGCAAUUUUUAAUGAAUCAACACAUCAAACACAUACAUUAAAAGUGUCGUUUGUUUACAUAAUGUCCACUCUACAUUACUUUUGUCGUUUUUGUCUAAAUUACGAGUUAAUUUCAUAUGUUAUCAUUCCGUGAAUAUUCCCUCUUCGUUGGGAAUACUAUUAUAUAUCUAUCAAUUAGUUCAAUUCAUCAUUUAACGUAACGUUAAGAUGCGUUUUGAUUGUGUUUCAAUCAUAAGUGUUUUUCUCGUAAUAUGCUUCGAAAGUGAAUUAAUCAACUCGCAGUACGUGCCGACAAAUCGUGGCUACAAUUACGACGAUUAUUUGCGAAACAACGGUGGCCAGUAUGGUUUCAACCCUGGUGGCAAUACGAGGGUAAUUCCUCAGGGUAACGACAAUAAACAGUACCCUGGUUUCAUUCCGCCGGGAUAUUAUCCAUCUGGGUAUAACCCAGUUGAUCCUUAUUACGACCGAAAUAAACCAUUUGAUCCUAAUUCAAGGCUUACGUAUGGAUACGAUCCUAUUAUCAAAUUGCCUGGUGUACUUGGAUCUUGGAGACCUGAUUUACAAGGCAGGGAAAGACUGGAUGCGAAAAGCCUUAAUAGAGAGGUUAUAGUAUCGACAAAUUAUGGACAAGUGCAAGGAUUUUACGUGUACUUGUACGAUAAUCCACUACCUGAAUCUGGAUUUCGUCCGGAACAAGUUCAAGUAGAAAGGGUACAGUCGACAGUAUCUGUUUUCUUAGGUAUUCCUUACGCAUUACCUCCCCUUAAAGAAAACGAAGGCAGAUUUAAGCCACCAAGAGCCCAUCCAAGCUGGCAAAGCUUACAUGCCGUUGACUAUAAACCAGUUUGCCCCCAACCUGCGAAAUUGGUCAAUACAGCGAACAAAAGAGCAGUGGAAAUGAACGAAGAUUGUCUUUACCUGAAUAUAUUUUCACCCAAUACCCAAGCUGGACGUGGUAAAUUGUACCCUGUCAUGAUGUAUAUUCACGGAGGAGAAUUUGUUAGCGGAUCAGCUAAUUCGUUUCCAGGUCAUGUGAUGGCUGGAUUUUACGAAGUAGUCGUUGUUACUUUCAAUUACAGGCUCGGAGCUUUAGGAUUUUUGAGCACCGGAGAUCAAAACUCGCCAGGAAAUUAUGGCCUAUUGGAUCAAAUCAUGGCUCUAACUUGGGUAUAUGAAAACAUCGACCAUUUCAACGGAGAUCGAAAUUCGAUAACGUUAUUCGGACCAGAUGCUGGAGCUGCUUCUGCUGGGUUAUUAAUGGUUCAUCCUCGAACUUACUUCAUGGUAUCUAAAGUAAUUGCUCAAAGUGGCUCAGCUACAGCUGACUGGGCGCUAGUACAAGAUAAAUGGAGAGCUAUGAAUACGAGUAAAGUGUUUGCUAAACAUUUAGGAUGUACUAUUGAGUCAUCGUGGAAAAUGUUUCAUUGCUUGAAGGGGCGUGGUUUCUUGGAAUUAGGAGACGUCAAUUUUAAACCCGACAUCGGUCUUGUGACUUGGGGACCUGUAAUCGAUGCCAACAUCACAAUGCCUGUCAACGAAUGGUACCAAGGAUGGAAUCAGAGAGAUUGGUACUUCUUGAACGAUACAGUCGAAUCUCUCAUAGCGCGAGGUCAAAUAAACCGAAAUUUAGCUUAUAUGAGUGGCGUAACAACUCAAGAAGCUGGUUACAUGAUAUGUAAGUUGUAUAACUUAUUUAACAACUUUCAAGUGCGAAAAUGUCCUCUUUGUAAUUUAUUAGUAAUUUCUUCUCUUUUCCCUUUUUCGUCUCCAGAUAGCAACGCCAGUCUGGCGCCAACGUUUGACAUCAGCGAGAAAUUCAUGGAGCAAAAAAUCAGAGAACUUGUGCUACAAUAUAAUUACACGCUGAAUCCGAAAGGCGUAUACGAAGCUAUCAAAUUCAUGUACACAUAUUGGCCAGAUCCACAAUGUAAAACAUGCAUCCGAAACGAGUAUAUAAAUCUUCUAUCAGAUUUCUUAUAUGUCGGACCUCACGAUAAAAUCACCAAAUUAUUACUGAAACAGAACAUACCGGUAUAUUUAUACGUACAGAAUACCACGGUCGAGGCAUUGAAAUUACCCGAAUGGUGUAAAGCGUAUCAUAACAUCGAAUGGUACUUUUUAAUUGGAGCUCCGUUCUUAGAUAUAGAAAUGUUGCCUCUUACAGAAAAAAUUACCAAACACGAAUGGACGUUCAACGACCGAAAUAUGAGUCAUUUUUUCAUGAAAGCGUUCACAAAUUUCGCUAAAUACGGAAAUCCUACUUUCUCUGAAAUUUUGGGUAUGCAUUUUGAUCGAGCGGUUCCAGGACAGCUUUUCUAUCUGAAUAUCAAUACGACGUUCAAUUCGAGUAUACUGUUCAAUUACAGACAAGUUCAGAGUGUUUUCUGGUCUGAUUAUUUACCAACAGUAAUUGGAAAUAUUAUUCCUUUAUAUUAUCCACCAAUUUACGAUUUUUGGUGGGAUCAAACUUCACCUAUUCACGUAGCAUUCUGGGGUCUUGCUGUAUUGUCUAUGUUUUUACUCGCACUAACCGUUAUAUUAUGUAUGUUAUGGAUUAGCAGUAAAAGGGAUUCCGAGCAUUACUUCAAUGACGAAUUCCUAACACUGGAAAAAGAAUCCGAUCUUAAUCACGGUAUUGAUAAUCGAAGCCACAGCAACAGCAACAUUUACGAGUACAGAGAUACUCCUUCUGUGAUGUCGAAUAAAACGAAACAAUUUAGUAUUGGUAAAACCGGAUCAACUCCUUCAUUACGUACACAAGAUUUCAGUAAAGCAGCUUCAGUUCCAUCGAUUAGAUCAGACAGUAUGAUAUCGUUAAAAGAUCAACAGACCAUAAGCACAAGUCCUCGAGGCAGAAGACGUGAAUUUAGGCCGAAAACUACCGAGUUGAAAGAUGGUAUUCCCCAGACUGCCGUAUAAUGAAAUGAAAAUAUCACCUAUUGGCUAUGAGAUGCCAUUGUCUUUCAAAAACGACGACGGCGCCAUUAAUCAAGUUCAUCUUGUUUGUGCUGUUAUUAUCACACUUAAUAGCCACUGCCUGUGUUGUUUUUGUAUCAAUUUUUUUUGUUCUAUUAUUAUUAUUACGUUACCCUUUAGUUGACUUUUUGUGUUUUUUUCAAUGAUGAAUAUCACGUGACAUAUUUUACUAAUUCCGCCCUGUCAACUGUGUUCAUUUUUAUACGUAUUUUGUAAUGUGUGAUACGAGGAAAACGUUUCGUCCAAAUUUUAUAAAACGAUUUUAUUUUUUUAUUUUCCUAUUUCUUUUUUUUUUCUUUUUUUAAUAUUGGAUCUCAUUUUUAUACAAACUAUUGCCCAAUUUUGUAUUUAAAUUUCGUUUUAUUCAGGAAUGACUUGAUUUUUUUUCAAAAACAGGUCUUCAAUUCUAGCUCUGCUGAAAUUGUUCGCAUCAAGUAUUUCAUUUGUAGUAUUAUUUUGUAUAUUAUUAAGGUUAGCUUGUAAAAAAAUCAUGUAUCUAUUUAUUUGUAAAUAGUUUUCUUUAUAUAUACUUUAUUCGUUAAAAGACAAGAUGGACUUUCACUUAAAUAUGAUAGGUUCACUUUGGAGAGUUCUGUUGCAUGUUUUUGUACGACAUUUUCAUCGAGAUUUUCGAUUUCAUUAGUGUAAUAUUGUUCUUGUGCAAUGAAUACCUUUUAGAAUUAUUUUGUUUACCAAUUUACUUACUAUAAUUCUGUGCCGUCCAAUUUGUGAUUUAUUUUAUACUAUAGGAUUGUUUUUAGGUAAUGAAUUUUUAUCACUCGCAUACCUAGCUACGAUCAAAAUCUCAUACGUAAUACGAAUGAGAGGUUAUCACAUUAUGAUUAAUAAAACACAGAGCAAUCUAAUAGCUUGUAAUGGCGAUGAUCACAAUCACCACCAAAGUAUUUUUUAUGUAUUUGUUUUUGUACACAUCAUAUUUUUUUUUGUAUGCAGUUUCAAAUCAAACUUUUAUUUCACUAUAAAAAUAUAAGUAAAAUUAAUUCACUAAAA
This is a messenger RNA of Planococcus citri (citrus mealybug), 4035 nucleotides long. It is a transcript of the gene Gli, whose product is annotated as carboxyl ester lipase-like protein Gli. The coding region runs from base 253 to 2967 and encodes 904 amino acids. The transcript has 12 exons. Gene Ontology annotation, cellular component: plasma membrane; cell surface; septate junction. The record is from RefSeq and is a predicted model, not a curated record. NCBI's taxonomy places the organism in Eukaryota, Metazoa, Arthropoda, Insecta, Hemiptera, Pseudococcidae.